AUGGCUCAACCUCAACCCGCUUCGGCGGGUGACUCCUCCAUGUCCAAUGGGCCAUCGCCGCCGCCUCAACCAAAUUUGGAACCAGACCGGACUUAUGCCAGAGACCAGCCACCUAACUUGCGCGAAGCCUUCACCAGCUUCUACCCCAAUGGCCUACCCAAAUUCUACAAAAUGCUGCAGACACCUGGUCCUGAGGGCGUCGUUCAAACGUACGUCGAAGACUACCUCCCUGUGGGAUUCUACAGCAACCCUCCAGUCGGGGCCAAAGCCAUCUUCUCUACCUGUAAUGGAUCGAACCCUUUUCGUUACAUGGAGCAUUUACUGCCUCAGCGCCGCGUUCACCUUUGGUCCGGAGACGAAGUUCAAUCUGCUUGCAACUCACUCCGCAAGCUCUACUGGGAGGUCAUAAAAGAUAUGCCGCAUCCAGACUGCUGGGAUAGCUUGUGGGACUAUUUUGAUGCCCAGGACAUUUACAAUUACGGAGCUUUGAACCUUUGGAAUGUGGUUAGUCAACUGUUUGUCGAGAACCAGUCCAUCGCCCUCGACGUCCAUAAUGCCUUUUCCAUCGAAGUUGGCCAAUGGGUUGAUCACUGGUUGUAUGACGACGAAAACCGCGACAAACUCACCAAUAGCAAUGAAACUGGUCUUUCUAUCAAUGGUGUCAUCGGUUGGGAAGCUAUGAAAGGCCUUUCGGAUGAUGCCAUCCAUCUUAUUGCAAGUGCCCUUGCGCAUCGACGAUCUCUGUUACUGUCACCCGAGAAAUUGAGGCCAGGUACAACGAAACCUAAUCACUUCAAGGAGUUUUACGAAAAGGGGCACCUCGAAAACUGGUUAGCGGGCCAACGCGUCCUGGGACCUUCGGGUCUGUCUACAAGGCCAACGGAGUGGCAGCCUCACCAUUCCUCCCCGGCAUCAGAGAAAGUCGCUCACCCUAUCAUGGUGCUCGAUGGGAAACACUACUUUAGACGGCCUGAAUGCCGUGUGCCCAGUGCGGUAGAAGCGCUCCACCAAUCCGCAGCAGCAGCAGGGCCUUCCGUUCACGGCAACAGCGAGACAACCUUGAUCGAACAAAAGCAGGUUAACGACACUACCGCUCACAGUGGUCUUCGGGUAACAGCUCAGGCCAGAAGUAAAUCUACAGAGCCUUUCCCUUCAGUCCGAACACCAUCCCCCCACACUGAUGGUAAGGGACAUGAUGAGGAAGCCGCUUCCUCUUCCAACGGACACCACGAACAGGAGGAGCAGGAGGACUUCGAUGCAAUGACCCCCACAAAAGUCAAAAGGCAUGGCCGCAAAAAUCCCCGGACCACACGAGGAGCUCGAAAAUCCACAGUGACCACAUCAUUACCAGGCUCAGCAGUCAUGCGUAACUCAAGUCUUGCUAGUCCUACAAAAGAUGCUACUUCGAGUCGCUCAAAGGACCAUAUCACUGGAAACAUCAUCAGAGAUGCAGAGUUGCGGUUGAACACCAAUGACAGACCCAAGAACCAGCGACCAAACCGAGCUUUUGAUGAGCCAGUGGCUCACGGUCAGAAUGAAAUGAAGUAUCCUGGAACAAUGAGUACGUUCAAUCAGAUGCAAACACCUGAUGUAGGCUUUCAAAACAGCGCGAUGAGUAGUGAGCCCCCUGAAGGUACGAGACUUUCUGGGCAAUUCGCGAUGCACACCCCUCCUAUGGCCCCCUUUUACUCAGCAGGAACCUUUAGCCCUGCCCCUCAAGGAAACUAUUCUUUACUUCCCCAACAGAAUUUUCCCAUGCAGAAUGGAUUUGACCAUGGAUUUCCACCUGUUCAGCAGUCACAGCCGCCUCAGAGGGGUUCAUUGACUGGUCGUGGUAGAAAUACCAGCAACUCUUCUCGGAAUGAUCGUUUCGAUUCGAACGAUGGCAGAUGGCCCUAUCAAAACCAUGAGAAUAAGAACGGCGGGAAUGCUGGAUUGAGUCGCGGAGGUUUCCAUCGCGGAGGGGCUCGUAAAAACCGCCGCGGUGGCCACAACCAGCGAAACGCAACCGCGCCUGUUGCGCAACCUCAUACCGGCCCUGAUUUCAGCCAGAAGAGGCGCGAGGGGGCACCGUGGAAGGAUUCAUGGCGUCGGGAUCCAGUUACUUGUCAGAACGUUCAGGAUGGUUUGUCGAUCAAAGAUUAUGUACCUUGCUCUUGCUCGAUCUGCGAUUCUCGUGACCGCUCUGUAUACAUCAUUGUCCAAGGCUAUCAAGGAUUUACUGGGCCAGACAUACUCGCACGGCUCAAGUUUGGCCUGGCUGAGAGAUAUGGACAUGUAGAAGAGGUGUUCCCGAUCGCCUCGAAAGAACCAGGACGUUUUAUUGCCCGGUUUGUAAACUCCUCGUCAGUUGGUGAAGCACUGACUAUUGGCGGCGGUAACAUGCCUGAGCAAGGCAUAUCUGUUACAUUCUCCCCUGCGUUGCGAUCAAAAUGGACACUCUUGGAGCAAGCACCUACUCGACCACUCCCAGGUCGAGUUUCUGGUCAGAACUCCGCCGCUCCUCCAUUCUCUCCUUAUCCUUUCGGCCUAUCGAUGCCAGGCAAUGCGCCGAAUACUGUCGCAGUCCCUCACAUGAUGCCAGGCAUCGUUCAUCCGGCUGUAGUCAACCAUGGGCAAGCACAUAACAGUCAUUUCUGGCAACACAAUGGGGGGCAACGUUCUUUGUCUGGACUUGUACAACCUCCAGCCCCUGGUAUUCCAUCUACAACUGUGCAGUCCGGACCCGGCAUACAGGCACUCCUCCCUGGACAGCCGGCUCUUGAUCCAAGGCAAAUUGCCCCUCCUCCCAUCCAGCCGGCGCAGGAAACCGCAUCCUCUCGUGAGGUAUUGCAGACUAAGCCUCCAUCUGAAGAAGCUUUGGAUGAAGUCCAUCACCUUGAUCAAGAUGAUCCGGGUAGUCCGCGAAGUGACACAAGCAAGUAUACUGGGAUCAAAGCCCGUGUUUCCUUGCCCAGCACCCCUUCGAAAGCUUCACUUGCCUCCCAAGGAACCCCAACGAAACCAAAUGAGAAAGCAGAAGGACUUGCGGGUAUUGAAACGACAGCACAUCGCCUGAAUGAGAUGCCCAUUAAGGCGCUUGAAAGCCAGGAAGAAACAAAGGUGACAUCUGGUCAUCAAGCUGAACUACUGUCUGAACCAACUGGUAGCAAGAGCAGUCACAGUGGUGUGCCAAGCUUCUUUUCUGAGAAUGAGAAAAAAGAGAGAGAACGAGCAUGGGCUAAAAUUCCUAUGCCUCUGACUCUCCGUGGGCCUCGCUCAGUUACUCCAAUGAACUUGGCCAGCAUCGCCACCGAGUGUGGCAGCAACCCUGAAGUUGGAAAGAGUGACAAUCGCGAACGGAAUGCUACGCAGAUGGAGUUGCCAAUCUCAGGGCAGAAUGCAACCUCUGCUCCAGGCACCAGCGAUGUUUACGAGCCAUCUAUGUCCGAGAACCCCGAGUCGAGGUUUCCGUUGCCGCAGGCGCCAAAAGGCUCUUCUACUGCCCAUCUCACCAGGACAACAAGAGAAGUUGCUACUGAGCUGCAGGGAACUACUAUAGGUGAAGCACAGCCAUCUGAGAUGCCUGCAACCUCUCCCGUGACCGAAAAUUUCAUGUCCAAGGUUGAACAAUCGUUUGAGCAAGAACAUACUUCAGACACGCUCCCAAGAGGCAAAGGAAAGAAUGCCAAGAAGGCCAAGAAAAAGAAAGCGAAGAACAUGGCACCCACGAGCAACGAGUCCAAUCACGCCUUUCAACAAAAUGAGCCGCCGUCUUCUCCUCGAUCCAGCUCCAUGGCACCUCAGCACAUGCAUGUUAGCAGUGGAGGGCUGGGGUCUAAUACACACCAUGGAGGCCAUAUCGGAAGUCAGGAACCGGGUUCAUCCUCGCCUAUCAAGCGACACCACGAUGAACCUGAGCAGCCUUCUGUAUCUGGAUCUGCUAAGCGAAGCAAGAAGCAUGGGAAUAAGCACGAAAUGGCUCAACACCAGCACCAGCCUCAGCCUCAACCCCAACCUCCAUUUGACGAAUCAGAUUCCCCUGAUGAGGACGAACGCGGUCGUCGGGGAUUCAGAAUGGGUAGAGGAGGUUCACUUCGCUUUGGCAAGCAACGUCGACCUCGUCCUAUGAUUCCUAGCUCAAUGCUCGCAGGAGAACGAUUCGAUGCUCAAGCGCCACCUCCUUCGACCAAUUUUGCUUUCCAAUGCCAGAGCCUCCCCGAAUCUGAUGACCCGCCGAACUUGCGCGAUCAUGGAAAUGGCGCAAGGAGCCGCCUCAAUCCCGAGGCCCGAGAGUUUGUAUCUCCAUCGAGAACAGCGUCUCUCAGUAAAGGAUCAGUUGCCAAUCUGAGCGGUCGUGAAGCACCAAGCAGUGGCACAGUGAAUGAAUCGGCUGUCAAACAUGUACAAACAGAUGAACUAAUCCGAGAGGUCCCCAAGGCCGGGGACGAUGAUGCAUGCGAGACAACUCUUCAGGAUGAGAAAGGCCCAUCCGCCGUCACUAGCCAGACCCCUAAACGUCGUCGAGGUAUCUCAGAAGCGGUCCAAAAAGGAACCCCUAGAAAGGAAAAGGGGCCUGCUCAUCAAGGAGAGGGAAAGAAGACUCCGGCAAAAGGUUCGAAACGAGGCAAAGGCAAGGAGAGGGCAGUGACGGUGAGUGCCAAGGCUGACAACGCCGAGGCAAAGGUCGAGAAAGUUCAAGAGAUGCCUCAAACCCCAGAGAAUCAAGGAGGAAAAGUCAAGAAGCCUGGCCUGAUCGACGAUGACUGGCCCUCACUUCCAGCUUCUCGGGAACGGGCACAAUCCAAGUCACAGACACCCUUGAUUUGGGGUGGAAAGACAAAAUCUACCCAAGAUGACGGUGGGCUCGGACAAGGAUCUCCUGUCACCAAGAACUAG
Molecule: messenger RNA, 4878 nt
Organism: Fusarium mangiferae
Lineage: Eukaryota; Fungi; Ascomycota; Sordariomycetes; Hypocreales; Nectriaceae
Exons: 4
Coding region: 1-4878 (1625 amino acids)
Source: RefSeq, a predicted model, not a curated record